This is a messenger RNA of Fusarium verticillioides 7600, 1863 nucleotides long. RefSeq lists its product as hypothetical. The transcript has 6 exons. Gene Ontology annotation, biological process: DNA-templated transcription; regulation of DNA-templated transcription. Gene Ontology annotation, cellular component: nucleus. Bases 1 to 1863 code for a protein of 620 amino acids. The record is from RefSeq and is a predicted model, not a curated record. Lineage: Eukaryota; Fungi; Ascomycota; Sordariomycetes; Hypocreales; Nectriaceae. Gene Ontology annotation, molecular function: zinc ion binding; DNA binding; DNA-binding transcription factor activity, RNA polymerase II-specific.
AUGGCUAAUGCGCCGGGACGUCCGAGUAAAGCUUGUGAUGUCUGUAAAAAGCAAAAGAUACGCUGCUCGGGAGAACGACCCAGCUGUAAGCGAUGCGUCAGGUUGAAGAACACCUGCAAAUACGACACCAACAGCCAGUUUAAGAGACGUGUGACAAAAACAACAUCGAAAACUGGACGCUCUUAUGGUAUCCAGUCGAGGGAUUUAGUCCCGGCUGUGCUGUCAGGUAAUAUCAACGCCGAGUCUGUAUCAAACCAUGCUUUCUUCCAGGGUAUCGCCCCAUCUUUGGUCAAUACCCUGGUUGAACUAUACUUUGACAAUGUCUAUCAAUCGACUCUUCUCUUACACAAGGCCACAUUUCUGCAAUCACUUACCGAGCAGGCCGUCAAACCUCAUAUUCUUCUUAGCAUCUGCGCCUGGGGCGCCAAUUUCUACCGUGAUGAUUCGGGGAAAGCUGCUCUGAAAGACCAAGGCCUCAUGACGAAGUGGGCCAAAGACGCUGGGGCGCUGGUCUUCCAAGAGGCAGAAGAGCUCAGCGAUGAUAAUCUCGUAACCUUCUGCAAUCUAUCGCUGUUCUGGCAUAGUCAAGGUUCUUGGAGGAUAAGUUAUCUUCACAAGGGUAAUGCCUGUCAACUCCUCCAUAUAAACGGGACAGGUCCAAAGAACACUUCUUCGCUGGAAGCUGAACUGCGAAGACGGCGUUUCUGGACAUGUUAUUUGUUUCACUGUUUCAGCUGCGAGAAGCUCUUUCGCUUUGAAGCGAUUGCUGAUAUUGAGAAUCUACCGCUGCCUUGGUCUGAAGAAGACUUUGCAGCUGGGACCUCACGCCCAGUAGUUUCAACGACGGCGAAUGGAGUUUGCUCGGGAAGUAUUUUUGCAGAGCUCAUACGAGGUCUUAAUCUCUGGUCCUCUGUCGUGUCUGUUGUUAGAUCGGAGGGUGUUCUUGAUUCGCGGCUCCAAGAAAUCUUUAGGGUUGAGAACAAUAUCUCAUCGUGGUGGAACAAGGUUCCUGUGGCCUUUAAGCUCGAUGCAUCUACUAUCUCGAUCAUACCGCGGAAGGAUUUACCCAAGAUCAUUCUCACUAACCUGACCUAUCACCAGUCCCUCUGCGCACUUCACUCUUCCAUCGUUCCGCUCUUCUGCUGGUCGAAAGGUGACAGGACUUACUCAUCAGCCAGACAACUAUCCGCCCAAGUUGCCUUCGAUCAUGCUGGUGCGAUCUCCAGUCUUAUCUCCGCGAUAUUAACUACCGAUUAUCCGCUCAGUUCGAUGCCGAUAUUUGUCGCAUAUGCAGCUUACUCGAGCUGUGCUAUUCAGAUCCCUUUUCUCUGGUGUUCCGAGAUAUCAGUUAGAGAGCGAGCUCAAUCCAAUAUCGACGCCAACGUCAAGAUCAUACAGGGUAUGUCGAGUUACUGGAAACUAGCUUCAUUACUGCAACUCUACGUGCGCUGCCUUUAUGACGCUCAUAAACGCAACUCGCCAGUAAUUUCUGGCGAACCAAAGUAUAUGGAUAUUUCGGCACUCGUUGACUUCGACGUGGAUGCAACACUUGCGAAAUCGUCGAUUUUACAAUUUGCUGGGAUGUUGCGAUCUGAUGAGGAUGGAUAUGUCAAAGCUGGAAAUGAGACCUCAGAUCCCACCGUCCCCAAAAAUAGCGACGCGUCGUCUGAUCGUCAAACUCCAGAUCGCACGGCGAAUACGAGCGACCCGAACACGAUACUCCCGCGAACUCCGACCCAAUUUUGCUCAGGGCCCAGCGAAUGGCCAGCCUUGGACAUAUUCAACUCCCUCAUCGAUGCUGAUAUGGCUGGUCUUUUCUCCAUCGACGACAAUUUCGAUUUAUCGUUCUUAGAUGCAGAUUAA